AUGAAUUCCCUGACCACUGACCAUACCAGGACAGAGAACAUCACCACCAUCAUCCGACCCCCUUACUUCUACAUCAGUGGAUUCACAGGGAUCUCCAACAUGGAGUAUUACUAUGUCUUCCUCUGUUUUGUAUACAUCAUCUCUCUGGUGGGCAACACCUUUGUCAUGGUCGUCAUCUACAUGGAUGGCUGCCUCCACAGCCCAAAGUACAUCGCUGUGUUCAACCUGGCCUUCACAGAUGUGUGUGAGAGCACAGCCCUGGUUCCCAAGCUUCUGGAUAUGUUCCUGUUCAGUAGACAGUUCAUCUCCUACGACCAAUGCCUCUCCAACCUAUUCUUUGUCUUCAUCUUCCUCACCAUGCAGUCCUUCAACCUCACCAUCCUUUCCUAUGACAGACUGGUGGCCAUCUGCUUUCCACUCAGGUACCACAUGCUGGUGACUCACAGGUCCAUGUAUCAGCUGACAGGUUCUGCCUGGGUUUUGGCCUUAUUGAUGGUUCUGAUCUCUGUGGGCCUCAUCACACGCCUCUCCUUCUGUAGGUCUGUGGUGAUCAACAGCUACUUCUGUGACCACGGCCCCCUGUUCCGCCUGGCUGCCCCCUGUUCUGAUGUGCUCCCAAACCUUGUGAUGUCAUACCUCAACCCCUUUUUAGUCCUCUAUACUCCCAUGGUCUUCAUUGUAGUGUCUUACGUCUGUAUAACUCAUUCCCUCUUCACCAUCACACUUCCCCAGGACAGACAAAGAGCCAUAAAGACAUGCACCUCACACCUCAUACUAGUGGCCAUAUUCUACCUGCCCAUUAACAUCACCUACCUUCUAUUUUCCUUCAUGCCAACUAACAUGAGGAUCAUCAACCUCUCCCUGACCUCUGUGCUGCCUCCCAUGCUCAACCCCAUCAUAUAUGUUCUGAAGACGGAGGAGUUCAAGGUGUCAGCCAAGAAGCUCCUCAAAAGAGUAGCCCAGAGAGAUGUGGGUCCAGUCAUAAAAACAUAA
This is a messenger RNA of Esox lucius (northern pike), 993 nucleotides long. RefSeq names its product olfactory receptor 1F1-like. Gene Ontology annotation, cellular component: membrane. Bases 1 to 993 code for a protein of 330 amino acids. The record is from RefSeq and is a predicted model, not a curated record. The transcript is spliced from 6 exons. Gene Ontology annotation, biological process: G protein-coupled receptor signaling pathway. Gene Ontology annotation, molecular function: G protein-coupled receptor activity; olfactory receptor activity. Lineage: Eukaryota; Metazoa; Chordata; Actinopteri; Esociformes; Esocidae.